UUUCAGAAUGGGGAAAGCCAACAGUUAUCGCGCCUUGAAAACAACGUGGAUUGCUUUGAGAAUCUUAGGCUUGGAUCCACCUGAAAGAUACAAAACUCUGUAUCAAGUAUAUUCGGUUUUCCUCAACUUCACUGUAACGUUCUAUUAUCCGUUCUCGAUGUUCAUCAACAUGUUCCUACUCGAUACGAAAAAGGAAGUUGUAUCUAAUUUAACUCUAACUUUAUGUGUGCUUAUCUGUAGCAUCAAAAUGUUCAACAAUUUCACGAAACAAAAGGAGCUGCGGAAAAUUCGUGAAUAUUUGACGAAGCUUGAUGCGGAUGUGAAAGUUGUAGCUGACGAGGAAUAUUUGGAGUACAUAGUGAAAGUGUCGUUUCAAUAUUUUGCUUUAUAUGCAUCAAUGUACGGAUUAGUUGCGGCGACUUGUGAACUUCCGGUGAUGUUUGCACCAGAAAGGCGACUCCUUUAUCCAGCAUGGUUUCCUUGGGAUUGGAAAAAAUCCACUCGGACUUAUAUUGUACUUCACCUUUAUCAACUUAUUGGAAUUUGCAUUCAAAUCUACCAGAACCUCCUCAAUGACACCUUCCCUGGUAUACUCAUGUGGCUACUCAAAGGACAUUUACAUGUACUGAAAUCCAGGAUUGAGAGGCUUGGCUAUGAUAGAAAUUUAUCUGCUGAUGAGAACUACAAUGAAUUAGUGGCUUGCAUUGAACGCCAUAAGCUUUGCUUGGAAUUUCGAAAACUUUGUGAAAACUUAAUUUCAAGCGUGUUGGUAAUUCAAUUCAUCUGCACGGAAGUCACUUUAUGCAUGACAGCAAUUUAUAUUUUCUUCGUUGGGGACAAUCUGAUGGAGGUUGUCUACCUUUCUUGCUAUUUCAUAAGUAUGAUCCUCGAAAUAACCCUUUGUUGCUAUUGUGGAAGCGAAAUGGUUGAGGAGAGUUAUCACUUCACAACAGGCUUGUAUCAAUGCAAUUGGAUGGAUCAAAAUUUAAAAUUUCGCAAAGUAUUAAUAAUUUUUAUGCAACAUUCGCAAAAGCCAUGGACUAUCUUUGCGGGAGGCGUUAUAAGUGUAACCCUUUCGACUUGGAUGACUGUACUUAAAUCAGCCUACUCCUUGUUUGCUGUUUUGAAUCGGGUGGCUUAGGACAACGUAGUAGCUCGUACAGUUAAAAUACAGAAAUUCGGCAUAGAUAUUUAAUGAAUAAAAGCAUCACCUACUGAACAACGUGGUUGACUAGCCAUGGCUUUUUAAAGUAAAUUACUAAUAAAACAUACUUUGAGGAAUUUAUUCACUUCACUCGUUGCUUGCGCUAUUUUCUAGGCUGUUAGGGAUUUAAUAUGGUUUUUUCAUUAAUAACUAAUUUCUCUUUAGUCUGCUGGCAAAAAACGAUAAAUUAUUGAUAUUGCAGAAUAAGGACUUUUUCAAUUACUCUAGAUUAUUAUUAUCAAUUUGUAUUUGCACAAAUUUGGUGUGAUUGUAGAAAAAUAGUAAUAAAGACUUGUAAA
Molecule: messenger RNA, 1503 nt
Organism: Hermetia illucens (black soldier fly)
Lineage: Eukaryota; Metazoa; Arthropoda; Insecta; Diptera; Stratiomyidae
Product: odorant receptor 2a-like
Exons: 3
Coding region: 8-1141 (377 amino acids)
Biological process (GO): sensory perception of smell; detection of chemical stimulus involved in sensory perception of smell
Cellular component (GO): plasma membrane
Molecular function (GO): odorant binding; olfactory receptor activity
Source: RefSeq, a predicted model, not a curated record